UGUGGGGGCGGGACUACAGAGAAGCACACAGGUACUCAGCUGAGAGGCAGAGGCGUUGAUGAAGAAUGUGCUUGUGCUGUUAAAAUGAAAGUUGGACCAGUAACGGGAUCAGUAACGGGAUCUUAUCCACGUACAUGAAAGUGUUUCCGAGCUCCACUGACACCUGGACAACACCACAACAACGGUUUCCACCGGAAACUCGAGUUCGCGCUCUAUUUCUUGUGUUCGCGGGAGUGUUUGUUUCUUUGUUUUUGGUUUUUUGGAUUAAAACAGUCUGACGAUGUCGCCCAAAUCCACGUUUCCGGCCAUUUUCUGGUGUGUAGCAGCAGGUGUGGUGGCGUGUUACGCGCAGGAAUGUGGCAGACCACCUCUCAUGGAGAACAGGAUCGUGGGAGGGGCGGACUCUGAGGACGGGGCGUGGCCCUGGCAGGUGGACAUACAGACCACGAGUGGCGGUCACGCGUGUGGAGGCUCCAUCAUCACAGAGAGCUGGGUCUUAUCUGCCGCUCACUGUUUCCCAAAUCCGUCAGACGUGAGCUCCGUCAUCAUCUACGCCGGGCGGCGCCAGCUGAACGGGUUCAACCCGCACCAGUCCACACACCGCGUCGUACAGGUGGUGGUCCCGUCCGGGUACACGGAGCCUCACAGCGGGAGCGACGUGGCCCUGGUGCAGCUGACGCCCCCGGUGACCUGGUCGGAUCACAUCCGUCCCAUCUGCCUGCCAGCAUCCAGCACGCUGUUCCCCAGUGGCAUGACGUGCUCCGUCACUGGCUGGGGAAACAUCAGGGAGGACGUCCCUCUGUCAGGAGUCGGGACUCUGCAGGAAGUGCAGGUGCCAAUCAUCUCCCAGGCCUCGUGUCAGAGCAUGUACCAGGUGAACCCGGCCGAGCAGGUGGACAUCCUCUCUGACAUGAUCUGUGCUGGAUACCAGGCGGGCGGCAAGGACUCCUGCCAGGGGGAUUCAGGAGGACCUCUCAUGUGCCAGAUGGUGAACGGGACCUGGGUGCAGGCAGGAGUGGUGAGCUUCGGCCUGGGCUGCGCUCAGAGUAACCAGCCCGGCGUGUACGCCAGAGUCACCAGCUUCACCAGCUUCAUCACCAACACCGUCCCAGAGGUCCGUCUGUACGGCCGAGCCCAGCGCCACUGGUGUGGGACGACGGCAGCGGCCGUGGUCACCUGUCUGUCCGCUCUGCUCGUCUGGCUGCACAAUUAAAUCACAUUGAACGUGUUUGUUUGGGAAGCAGGAAGUGAAUGAGUGAAUGUCUUCGUUAAAGGGAUAGAACGUUACUGCUGAUGACCAGAGUUUCAAAUAUGACACAAACGAUAAUAUAAGUCAGUAUCUCAAACAAAAAUCUGAAUGAUCCCGUGAAGUCUGACGCGUGAACAAACGAUGAACACACUAAACAGCUUUGAUAGGUUUGUAUUUUUAACUAGAAAAGGAUUCAAGUAAAUCAAAAUGUUUUAUAUUUGAAAUAAAUUGUUAUUGUGAUAAUUAAAAUCAUCUCACUAAACCUGUA
Messenger RNA from Solea senegalensis (Senegalese sole), 1517 nucleotides. RefSeq lists its product as uncharacterized. The coding region runs from base 281 to 1213 and encodes 310 amino acids. NCBI's taxonomy places the organism in Eukaryota, Metazoa, Chordata, Actinopteri, Pleuronectiformes, Soleidae. Gene Ontology annotation, molecular function: serine-type endopeptidase activity. Gene Ontology annotation, biological process: proteolysis. The record is from RefSeq and is a predicted model, not a curated record. The transcript is spliced from 6 exons.